AUGAUUGAGAAGAAAGUUAAACCCAUUCAUGGCCAAGGGCUGGAUUUCCGUGGCCUAAGCCCCAUGGUGGAGGAAGGAUAUAAGUGCUUGGAGUGUGGAGAAAAACCUUCUUCAUCUUCAGAGUGUGGAAAGAAAUUCAGUCAAAGAAGUCACCUUAAACAGCAUCAAAGAACCCACACAGGAGAGAAACCUUUUGAAUGCUCAGAGUGUGGAAAGAGAUUCAGUCAAAGGGGCACUCUUCAACACCAUCAAAGAACCCACACAGGGGAGAGACCUUUUGAAUGCUCAGACUGUGGAAAGAGAUUCAGUCACAGGACCAAUCUUCAAAGGCAUGAAAGAACCCACACAGGGGAGAAACCUUUUGAAUGCUCAGAGUGUGGAAAGAGAUUCAGUCAGAGGGGCACUCUUCAACACCAUCAAAGAACCCACACAGGGGAGAGACCUUUUGAAUGCUCAGACUGUGGAAAGAGAUUCCAUCAGAGUGGCACUCUUCAACACCAUCAAAGAACCCACACAGGGGAGAGACCUUUUGAAUGCUCAGACUGUGGACAGAGAUUCAGUCACAGGACCAAUCUUCAAAGGCAUGAAAGAACCCACACAGGGGAGAAACCUUUUGAAUGCUCAGAGUGUGGAAAGAGAUUCAGUCAGAGGGGCACUCUUCAACAUCAUCAAAGAACCCACACAGGGGAGAAACCUUUUGAAUGCUCAGACUGUGGAAAGAGAUUCCAUCAGAGUGGCACUCUUCAACACCAUCAAAGAACCCACACAGGGGAGAGACCUUUUGAAUGCUCAGACUGUGGACAGAGAUUCAGUCACAGGACCAAUCUUCAAAGGCAUGAAAGAACCCACACAGGGGAGAAACCUUUUGAAUGCUCAGAGUGUGGAAAGAGAUUCAGUCAGAGGGGCACUCUUCAACACCAUCAAAGAACCCACACAGGGGAGAAACACCAUCAAAGAACCCACACAGGGGAGAAACCUUUUGCAUGUUCAGAGUGUGGAAUGAAAUUCAGUCAAAGAAGUCAUCUUGAACGGCAUCAAAGAACCCACACAGGGGAGAAACUUUUUGAAUGCUCAGAGUGUGGAAAGAGAUUCAGUCGGAGUGGCACUCUUCAAUUGCAUCAAAGAACCCACACAGGGGAGAAACCUUUUGAAUGCUCGGAGUGUGGAAAGAGAUUCAGUCAGAGUGGCAAUCUUCAAGACCAUCAGAGAACCCACACAGGGGAGAGACCUUUUGAAUGCUCAGAGUGUGGGAAAAAAUUCAGUGGCAGUAGCAAUCUUCAAUGGCAUGUAAGAACCCACACAGGGGAGAAACCUUUUGAAUGCUCAGAGUGUGGAAAGAGAUUCAGUCGCAGGGGCAAUCUUCAAAUGCAUGAAAGAACCCACACAGGGGAGAAACCUUUUAAAUGCUCAAAGUGUGGAAAGAGAUUCAGUCAGAGUGGCACUCUUCAACACCAUCAAAGAACCCACACAGGGGAGAAACCUUUUGAAUGCUCAGAGUGUGGAAAGAGAUUCAGUCGCAGGGGCAAUCUUCAAACGCAUGAAAGAACCCACACGGGGAGAAACCUUUUAAAUGCAUCCGUGACCGAAGGCCAAAUUCUCCCUCCUGCGCUGGGGUUUGGGUGGGAGGAGCAGCAUCCUUUUGACAGGCAAGAGAGAGAGAGAGAGAAAACAUGUGCCUGGCCGGGCUGGUUCUCUCGGCAGCCCAACUGCCUGAAGGUGCUGGGGCGCCCGAACCUCGUGCCGCCAUCUCCCCCCUUGCCGGCCUGCCACUGGCAGCACUGUGCCCCUCCGCCGGCUCAGUGGACUCCUAUGUGGCCCCCCCUCACUCUCCCCAAAGGCCAACAGGUAAAGCGGCUCUCUGGCCAUGCUGUCCCCGAUCCUUCCUCCCCCUCCAAGCUCGCCUGUGACCCGUGCAGCGGGGCAACCCCCGGCCGCAACCCCACGCUGCAGCUUGAAUUGGCUGGGCCGCCCAAAGCGCCUGCCGCCAUUUCCCCCCUCGCCGGUUGCGUGCUGGCCGCUCCCCGGCCUGAAUUUGCUGGGGCGCCCGAAGCGUGUGCCGCCGCCUCCCCCCUCACCGGUUGCAAGCUGGCUGCGCCACGGCCUGAAUUUGUUUGUGCGCCUGAAGCGCCUGCCGCCUUCUCCCCCAUCGCUGGCCUGCACGCUGGCCGCGCCACGGCUUGA
Euleptes europaea (tarantolino) is the source of this 2181-nucleotide messenger RNA. Its product is annotated as oocyte zinc finger protein XlCOF6-like. The record is from RefSeq and is a predicted model, not a curated record. The transcript is spliced from 5 exons. Bases 1 to 2181 code for a protein of 726 amino acids. Gene Ontology annotation, molecular function: RNA polymerase II cis-regulatory region sequence-specific DNA binding; DNA-binding transcription factor activity, RNA polymerase II-specific. NCBI's taxonomy places the organism in Eukaryota, Metazoa, Chordata, Lepidosauria, Squamata, Sphaerodactylidae. Gene Ontology annotation, biological process: regulation of transcription by RNA polymerase II.